AUUUCUAACUAUCAUUUCAACAAGACGUUCAAAAAUGUUCAAAUUUACUGUAAUCUUAUUUGUAGUGAUGACACUCAGCGAAGUGUUUAGUUUUCCGCAACAACAACCUUUAGACCAGCAAAAUUAUCAGCAACAACAAGCUUUCCAACAGCCUCGUAAUUCACAACAGCAACAACAACAGCAAUACUCAAAUAGUCCCGCAAUUCCGAUUGUUUCUCAAACUCAGACACUUGACGGAAGCGGAAAUUUCAACUACGCUUUUGAAACUGCUGAUGGUAUCAGAGAGGAAGGAAGUGGACAGCUUAAAAGUCUCAGAGUUCCCCAAGUUGAUCCAUCAACCGGACAAGUUGUAGGUGAAACAGAAGGUCAAGGAAUUGUUCAACAAGGCAGAUACUCCUACACAGCCCCAGACGGCCAACAAAUUGAAGUCACUUACAUUGCUGAUGAAAACGGUUUCCAACCACAAGGUGCACAUCUUCCAGUUCCACCUGCACCGCAAGUACGUUUAAGUAAAAGUUGUGUCAAAAUGUUCAAGUUUACUUCAAUUUUCUUCUCAAUGCUUGUCGUGCAUAACGCCGUUGCACGUCCUCAAACACCUCCACAACCAGCAGCUUCAAGUGGACCCACAGCUUCCAUAGUCUCAUCAUCUCAAUCAGAUGACGGAAAUGGCACAUUCGCAUAUGCUUUCGAAACAAGCGAUGGAACAAAGCAAGAAGCCAGCGGACAAUUGAAAAGUUUUAAAGUUCCCGAUUAUGAUGCAAAUGGACAAGCUUCAGGCCAAAGAGAUGAUUCAGGAGUUGUCAUCCAAGGAAGUUACUCAUACAUUGCACCCGAUGGACAAACAUAUGAAGUGAAAUAUAUCGCAGAUGAAAAUGGAUUCCAACCGCAAGGAGCACACAUUCCCUCUGCUGGUGGAGCUCCACCUCAACAAGAACAGCAACAACAACAAUAGUCGUCUCAUAAAUAAACUACAAAUCUAAAUAAAAGUGUAUAUAAAAUAUAAGUGAAAUAAAAGUGGAUUUGAAGAAGAUUUUCCAAAGAAAACAUUUGGGAUUUACAUUUGCUGAAAAAACAAAACC
This is a messenger RNA of Clunio marinus, 1079 nucleotides long. NCBI's taxonomy places the organism in Eukaryota, Metazoa, Arthropoda, Insecta, Diptera, Chironomidae. The record is from the annotation of a GenBank genome assembly.